Molecule: messenger RNA, 3198 nt
Organism: Symbiodinium natans
Lineage: Eukaryota; Dinophyceae; Suessiales; Symbiodiniaceae
Source: the annotation of a GenBank genome assembly
AUGCCGGUGGCAGAGGGAUGGAUUCAGCUGCAACGCGAAGUCUGGGAGUUGGACGCCGAAAAUGCAGGGCUCGACGCAGACAUCGAGGCUUCACUGCGGCGGCUGGCGACUCUGCGUCGGCGGGAGGCAGAGCUGCUCUUCGGACUACGGGCCCUGCGCCGCGAGGCGUCCCAUGCGGCCUCCGCAACCGCGGCCUGGCCGCCCACUUUCAGCGCCUCGGCUGUUGAGCUGGAGGCGGUGCUGGGGAGAGGUCUGGCCAAUGCCUGGGCAGAGUUGGUUACGGCGCUGGUCCCCGAGAGGCUGGGUGACCUGGCGCGGACGCUGCAGCGGCCAAGCCGAGAGGUCCUCGGCCACAUGGCCUCAGCGCUUUGCGCCCCUUCGGCGCCAGCAUUGGAAAUGCUCCUCGCAGCUGAGGUGAAGGCACUUCCCGCGGGCGCGAACGUCGCUGCAUCUUUUCUUGCAGAAGGCAGCUUUUGUGGUGCCCUUCUGCCAGCCUUGACGAUCGACGCUCCGGAAGUGGAGGCCUGGCUCCGCGAGGCCUUGUCUGGCGAGGCCAUGGAUGCAGUGGCGUCACUGCUCAGUGCGGAGAGGCUAAGGCGGCCAAGGUCCACACGACGGGUCAGCAAGGCUUGGUCUCUGCAGGAGAGCGCAGCGUCAUCCCGGCGCUCCUCAAAGCUCUCACAGCUACCGGAGUCCCCGGAGUUGCCUCCUCGAAUAAGCAUCGCCACCUUCAUCGGUGAGGCAGUGCCGGAGCUGCCAACUUCACCAAAGGCGGCUGCGACCGCCGCCGAGUCGCUGCCUAGCCGGCGAGAAGUGGAAUUGGCUGAUCAGUCUGAUUCGCCUGGCCAGGUCAAGGAUAAACGCGACAAUGCCGACAGCCGGAUCUCAGGACGGCCGGCGGUCGACGUGGGAACUGUGGCUGAUGCCCUGGUCCGGAGCCUGGUUGCCGCGACCGAGGCCGCGCCGCCCUCGCUGUGCCGUGUGGCUGCGGCACUCGAGGCGUGCCUUGCAGAGCGCAGCAAGGAUGUCCUUGGAGUGCUGCUGAUAUCAAACUGGCUGGCGCCAGCUUUGCUUACACCGAGCUUGGGCCUAGGCCUUGGGCUCGCGAAUGCUACGCUGCCUUUGUUGAAUGCCAAUGAGAACGGUGCGCGGGCGCUGCUUAUCAGCCUGGCAAAGCUCCUUAAAGCAGCGGCUCAGCCUUCACUUUCUGCAGAUGCCGAAGGUGAUGCCCAUUCGCGGGCACAGCUGCUGCGCGAGGAUUUGUUCGAGCCCCUCAUCCGUAGGGGCCGACGCCUUUUGGAGGAGGCCCAGCCAAACAGCGAGGUUGAGCUGCCCUGCUGUGUUGUUUGCCGCACGGCAGACAUUAUCACCUUGGGGUGCAGCUUGGCAGCUGCUGCGGACGCGGCCGCUGAGGUGUUGCAGGUGGAUGUGGACCUCAUCGCGGCUCUGGGGAGAAGGCCGACCUCGGGUUCGGCAAGCCCAGGGACCACAGUGCUGUGGCUCCGCCGAGGGAAGCUAUCCCGCCCGAAAAGGCCGCCGCGACAGCCGCAGGAGGCAGAGGACCGCGCUCGGUUUGAGAGCUUCGAGGGCUCCCUCAGCCGGCCUCGGCAGCCCAGGGGCGAAGAGCAACGGCAGAGUGCGCUGCUCUUGCUUCGGCAGUUGCUGUCGGAGCCGAAAACUCUUUGCGGCACCAUGGCUGGCACCAGCGCUGAGGGCUCCCUCCGUGCAGCGCUCCGGGCUGCGCGCCGCAAAGGGGGCACCUGCAAAGGUGAAGAGCUCUCGCGCCAGCUGAAGAUCGAGCUCCUUGAGGAAGCCCUGCAAGACCCUGCGGCCGCUUCGAGCAGCUCUUCCACGACGCCGCAUGCCACGCCCGUCAGCGAAGAGGAGCUCUUCCAGUCGCUGCAGGAAGAGCUCGAUCAGGGACGUGCAGCACAAACCGGUCGAAGGCGAACCGCCGUGCGCCUCCAGGUCGCACGCCGAUUGGAUUCCGAGCGGUGCAGUGAGGUGUCGCGAUGCCUGCGCUGUGUGGCUGAGGCUGCCUGGUCGCUUCGCUUCGGUGUUUGCUUGGCCGCACUGUGGGCCCCUGCUGAGAGAGGUGGGGGCUCCCCAGCUCUACCGGAGCUUUGCGUGUUCGGGCCUCUUAGCAGAGCUCCGCCUUCAGCUGCUCGGCCUGGCGAGAGGCGGCGAUCUGUCUUCUUCGGCAACCUGAUGAAGGAUGACACAGCGUCCGAGUCCGCGCUGCCUGCCGCAGUGCGGGUCGUACGGCGAACAUAUUGCCCCUUCCACCGCAUGGCUGCUGUUGGCGCCAGCAUUGGCGUAGAAGGGCUGGCGAACGACACCAGUAUGCGGCACUAUGCCGUGAAGAGCCUCAGAGACGUCGUGGUGGCGCUUCAGAGAAUGCCCAUCCAUGGCGCCUUGGUCGACGACCCACUGGGAGUGGCGCCCGCGCUUGAGGAGCUGGUGGCUUUAAUUGUGGAGGUCAUUGCUGCGCAAUGCAAGCUCUCCCAGUUCCAAGGUGCGGCUCAAGGCUUCCAGGUGACGGAGGACGAGGAGGAGUGGGCGCAGCCUUGCAAGCUGAUCCAAGGGGAUGAGCUGCACCUUUCGGACUGCGUCUCGAGGUUCCUCUUCAACCAGCUGCAUUUUCGGCUUUUUCCGAGCGAGCCGACAGUGAACGACAUGAGGCUCCGCGCACAGAUCUCCCGCUUCGCCUGGCUUCGGCCGAGGCACCUCGAUCUUCCACGCUCGCUGUCUGACACUGAACAGGCAGCAGAAGCAGUCUCUCAGCUGCGGCGUUUGCACGAGUUGCGAAGUCCCGCCGAAAUCCUGGCGGCACUGGCCAGAGCUUUUCGUGUAGUCACGGAGGCCGCCUGCCUGAAGUCUCAGCUGACUGCUGCCUUAGAUGGAGGCAUGCUAGGAAAAGCUCGCUCAGAGGAUGAUGCGUUCGGCGCAGACGAGGCUCUUCCACUCUUCAUUCUGAUUAUGGUACGUGCGAAUCCGCCCAUGAUGGCCAGUGUGCUCAGCUAUGCGGAGAGGUUCACAGCCCGUCAGCAGCUGCGAACGGAGCAGGGCUACGCUUUGGCCCAGGCGCAAGCUGCGGUCUCCUUUGCUGCGACACUGCAACGGCAGGCGCUCUCCAACCUGUCUCCCGGUGAGUGGGAGCGGCACAUCGAGGGCGAGGACGUGAACACGGAGAGUUAA